Messenger RNA from Dentiscutata erythropus, 288 nucleotides. NCBI's taxonomy places the organism in Eukaryota, Fungi, Glomeromycota, Glomeromycetes, Diversisporales, Gigasporaceae. The record is from the annotation of a GenBank genome assembly.
AAAGGAAAAUUGGAAAUUCUUGGAGAUACAAAUUCAAUAAUAAAUGAUUUUGAUCAAAAUUCAAGAGGUUGCAGUCCUGCAGAAUAUAUAAUGAUGAAAGCAUCUAGAGGUGAUUCUGAAAUUUUGCGGAAUGAACCCACAAGACGAGAUAAAUUCAUUUAUGCGUUGAAGGAUUGUCGCGCAUAUAUCAUUGAUAACGUUGGAAUAUUCGUGUCACUUGGUGUUACAUUAGCGUUACAAGUUGUUGAAAACAACAAUGGCUAUAAACCUUUAAGAUGGCUAUGGGAU